Struthio camelus australis is the source of this 2651-nucleotide messenger RNA. It is a transcript of the gene TUBD1, whose product is annotated as tubulin delta 1. Gene Ontology annotation, biological process: mitotic cell cycle; microtubule cytoskeleton organization. NCBI's taxonomy places the organism in Eukaryota, Metazoa, Chordata, Aves, Struthioniformes, Struthionidae. The record is from RefSeq and is a predicted model, not a curated record. Gene Ontology annotation, molecular function: GTP binding; structural constituent of cytoskeleton. Gene Ontology annotation, cellular component: cytoplasm; microtubule.
GUUACAGAUGUGCUGUGGCACAGCUGGGACGAUAAUGACAAAUAGCAGCCCAGAAUAAUGAAGGUUAAAUACAAAGUGAAUAAGAAUGUCAGUAGUCACAGUCCAGCUUGGUCAGUGUGGUAAUCAAAUUGGGCACGAGGUGUUUAAUGCUAUCUGCAGUGACGUCCAUGGCACGCAUGGAUUGUGUUCCAAGAAGGAGAAUGAAUCAUACCAUGACGCUUGCAAAGAACGCUUUUUCAGUGAGGAGAAAGCUGGAGUACCUGUUGCCCGGGCUGUGCUUGUUGACAUGGAACCCAAAGUAAUCAGCCAAACCUUAUCCAUAGCUGCCAGGUCUGGCUACUGGAAAUAUGAUGAUCGAUCACACUUCUGUCAGAAACAAGGGUCCGGGAACAACUGGGCAAAUGGUUACUCUGUUCACGGGCCUAAACACAAAGAUGUAAUCAUGAAUCUGGUACAAAAAGAAGCAGAGAAAUGUGACCGUCUCAGUGGAUUUUUCACAAUAAUGAGCAUGGCUGGUGGUACCGGAUCCGGCCUGGGAGCAUUUGUGACCCAGUGUUUAAGGGAUGCUUUUCCAGCCUCGUUUAUACUAAACCAUGUUAUCUGGCCAUAUGGAACUGGUGAGGUCAUUGUUCAAAACUACAACUCCGUUCUGACUCUGUCACAUCUGUACCAGUCAUCAGAUGCCCUUCUUGUUCAUGAAAACGAUGUCAUUCACAAGAUUUGUGCUCAACUCAUGAAUAUUAAACAGAUCUCCUUCAGGGAUGUAAAUCAAGUCAUUGCACACCAGCUGGGAAGUGUUUUCCAGCCCAUUUACACAGCAGAAGGUGCCUUACACUAUAGCAGAAGCCCAUUAGGAGACUUAAUGGAGACCUUAGUUCCACAUCCUGAAUUCAAGAUGUUAGGUCUUCGAAACAUACCUCAGAUGCCUGAAAACUCCCUAGCAUACAGCACAUUCAGUUGGCCUGGGCUCAUCAAACAUUUAAGACAGAUGCUCAUUGCUAAUGCUACAAUGGAGGAAGGUAUUGAUUGGCAAGUAAGACCACCGCGUCCAGGCUCCUCCGUUCUCUCCAAACAUUCCACAAGCAAGCUGCUGCAUUUCAAUGCUUCCAUUGCCAACCUGGUUAUCCUGCGAGGAAAAGAUAUGCACAGUGCAGACUUAGGAAGUUUCCGAGAUCCAGCACUGUAUACAUCAUGGCUAACCCCCCAGGAUGCUUUUAACCUGUGGAAAACACCACGAGCAUUUAACAAGUAUGAGAAGUCUGCUUCGUUGGUCAGCAAUAGCCAGUUACUGCUGAAACCUCUUGACAACCUUGUAGGAAAAGCUUGGAAUAUGUUUGCUUCCAAAGCGUAUAUUCACCAGUACACUAAAUUUGGGAUUGAAGAGGAGGAUUUCCUGGACAGCUUCACAGCUCUGGAACAAGUAAUCUCCAGUUACACCAUCCUGUGAUUUUUUUUUUUUUUUUUUUAAUGUUCUCAACUAGAGUUCUACUGCAAGAACCCCACACUGGAAGACCUUCUUGCAUCAACCUCCCAAGAUGUAUAAGUUACUAGACUGUAACUAUUUUUCAGUUCUGUUGAGUAGUGCAUGUGUGUGUGUUAGAACAGUAAGAACUGAAUCAGAACUGAAUAUAUUCACGUUGGCAGCUAAUACUUCUAUUUAACGUAUCUAAUAAAUAGCUAUGUUUUUCAAUACAUUUGCUAAAGAUUUUCUAUAGUACAAGGAUUUUUCUCUAGGCUAAGCUCUCAGUGUCUAAGCUAGCAUCAACUAACGUAUGAUAAAUGUGUGCUUGAUUACAAUAGUGAGGUAUUACUGAUCAUCAAAUUCCAACUUUUCGUAUUAACACUUUGCUCUACAAUACGUUGAUAUUGAUAAAAAUACACAGCAUCAGCGUAUUAAUCCAGAGUCCAUUUGAAUAUCAUUGAAGGGAGGAUAGCCUGCCACCUAUCAGCGGUGGCAGGUUUACAGCGAAGUAGACCUAAAUUCUAUUUUAAGGUCUUGAAGCUUGACAAAACAUUGGAAAUUCUGAACUUUAAAAAAAAAAUCUGAAUCUUAAAGACAAAACAAUCACACAACAACAACAAGAAUUCUUCAUUUUCCUAUCUUCCUUAAGUUAUAUUAGAGAUUAUAACGAAUUGUAUGCUUUUCCAGCAUUUCACCCUGACAUGUUUCUGUAACUGCCUUCCCCCCCACCCCUCCCCCCAGAUGUCUGGGCUAUUUGUUAGAAGCUAAUGAUAGGUUAGAGGCUAAUGAUAGGUUUAAGAGGCAAAACUAUAACCCUUGCUCUUCUUUUUCUUCCUACAAAUUAAGAGCAGGAGGUUUGUUUAUUUAUUAUUAAAGAGGUUUGGGAAGAGAACUGCUGGUAGUUUUCAGAUGCAAGGUCCUAGAAUAUAAUAUAAUAUAAUAGAUUAUAGAAUUUUAAAAAAUCUGUGUAAGAAAAGGGCUCGUUCAACAAAUUUUACCACAGCCACAAGGUGGUGCCACUGUGAAGCUGCAGACUGCAAACAAUCAGAGAUACACUGAACUAAUUAGAGGGGAAAAAAAGGAUUGCAAUAGCAUGUGGGUGUACAGACUGAACACACACAUGCUCUAAACAGAACAGAUUUAUGACUUUUCUGCUCUUAUGGAGAUUAGUGUGAGAGUGCUUAUACAA